ACGAAGCCACGUUCGGAGCCGGAUGAAAACGCGCUGAGUCGUCUCCGGGUUUGUUUGUCGCACCAUGGCCUCCUACUUCGAGGAGCACGACUGCGAGCCAGGUUCUGGGCCGCCGGAGACGCUGCAUCGCCGGGCGCUGUUGGAGCUGGCUAGGUCUCUGUUCCACGGCCUGGAGCUCGAUCUGGGCUCCCUGGAGGGCGGCGACUGGGCACACCGGCUUCCUCCCCCGGCUUCCAGGCGGGUCGUCGAGAACCUCCCUACGGUGCAAGUGACGCCGCUGCAGGCAGAUGCAGGGUUGAAGUGUCCUGUAUGCCUGCUCGAAUUUGAGGAGAACGAGGUGGUCAGGAAGAUGCCGUGUGAGCACUUCUUCCACAAAGACUGUAUCCUUCCCUGGCUUGGAAAGACCAACUCCUGUCCCCUCUGUCGUUAUGAACUGCCUACUGAUGAUGAGCUAUAUGAAGAGUUCAAACAAGACAAGAUGCGAAGGGAGCAGCAAGCACACCGACUGGAGUACCUUCAUGGGGCAAUGUACACGUGACACAUCCUUUCCUCUUGAGCGUUCCCUAUUUCCCCCCACCGGGGGUGGGGGGUGGGGAUUAACAGCAACCUCUUCCAAGGCUGGCAGGGACCAGGAUGCUCUUGGCACAGUAUUCCUCCUCUUCCAGUAUCUGGCCAUGGGCUCGUCACACAGAAAUAUUGCCUUCUUCCAGGAGUCCAGAAAUAAA
Molecule: messenger RNA, 725 nt
Organism: Gekko japonicus
Lineage: Eukaryota; Metazoa; Chordata; Lepidosauria; Squamata; Gekkonidae
Gene: RNF181
Product: ring finger protein 181
Exons: 5
Coding region: 65-538 (157 amino acids)
Biological process (GO): protein ubiquitination
Cellular component (GO): cytoplasm
Molecular function (GO): ubiquitin protein ligase activity
Source: RefSeq, a predicted model, not a curated record